This is a messenger RNA of [Candida] anglica, 1333 nucleotides long. Lineage: Eukaryota; Fungi; Ascomycota; Pichiomycetes; Serinales; Debaryomycetaceae. The record is from the annotation of a GenBank genome assembly.
UAAUACAUACAAAAUUCUUAAUAUGACCUUAACAUUGAAUGGAGACAUGUCUUCCAUAGUGACUCCCCUACUUCAAUUAGGUCCAUUCAACGAAUCUCCAGAUGAAUACACUAAGGAAUUUGCCUUGGAACUGCUUGUUGCGGCCAAAGUCUUGGUGAUUGGAGCUGGAGGUUUGGGUUGUGAAAUCCUCAAGAAUUUGGCUCUAACCGGGUUUAAAGACAUACACGUCAUUGAUAUGGACACGAUAGACAUUUCCAACUUGAACAGACAGUUUCUUUUCCGUAAACGGGACGUUGGGAGAUCAAAGGCCGAAGUGGCAGCACAAGUGAUUUCAAACAAGAUUGGUAAUGAUCAAGUUAAAAUCACUCCUUAUUUCGGGAAAAUCCAAGACAAACCCAUUGAGUACUACCAGCAGUUCACGGUGGUGAUCUGUGGCUUGGACAGUGUAGAGGCCCGUAGAUGGAUAAAUGCCACGUUGGUGUCCAUGGUUGAUGAUGAAUUAAAUAAUUUGAUCCCGUUGAUCGAUGGAGGUACUGAAGGAUUCAGAGGCCAAGCCAGAGUCAUUCUCCCAACCUUAACUUCUUGUUAUGAAUGUCUGUUGGAUAUGUUGAGUACAAGAGCAACGUAUCCAGUGUGUACCAUUGCCAACACUCCUAGACUCCCUGAACAUUGUAUAGAAUGGGCCAGUGUCCUUGAAUGGCCCCAACAGUUCCCAACUGAAAAAUUUGACUCUGACAAUCCAAUGCAUUUGGAUUGGAUGUACCAUAAAUCUCUCGAAAGAGCUCGUGAGUUCAAUAUCGAUGGUGUAACAAGAUCGUUAACUCUUGGUGUUGUCAAGAAUAUCAUUCCAGCUAUAGCGGCCACCAACGCCAUUGUAGCGGCCGCCUGUUGUAAUGAAGUGUUCAAAAUCGUCACCAAUCUGAACCCAAUCCUCACAAAUUACAUGAUGUAUUCUGGUGACGAUUCCAUCUUCACCUAUACGUUCAAUCACACGAGAAAGCCGGACUGUCCCGUGUGUGGUAAUUCUGCUAAACGAGUCGUGGCACAGAAUUGGUGGACUUUACAGGAAUUCAUCGACAGCAUUAGUAAUAGUCAUGAAGUUCAAAUGAAGAAACCUUCGUUGACCACAUCAAGAAGGAACUUGUACUUGAGGGCUCCUCCUAGUCUUGAAGAGCUUAGUCGUCCUAAUUUGACCGUCAAAUUGAAUCAAUUGGUUCUUCCAGGGGAAGAGAUUCUUGUCACUGAUCCUGCGUUACCAUUAUCUUUGAAACUAGCUGUUUCCUUUGAGGGACAUGAUGAAAGACCAAAUACUUUGAAGGAGCUUUUAUCUUGA